AUGGAGAUCUUAGCCAGAAUUUUGGCUGAAAAGGCUAGUAGCCCUUUGUUCAAGUUUCAUUGGAGAUGUGAGAAAACCAAAAUUGUUAACCUAUGCUUUGCUGAUGAUUUGAUGAUCUUUAGUAGAGGGGAUCCUCAUACUGUUAACCUCAUUAUGCAGGGUUUGGAGGAGUUUAGGAGUUUGUCGGGCCUCACUCCAAGCCCUAGUAAGAGUAACAUUUACUUAUCGAGGUGUAAUUUGGAGCUUAAAGAGGCCAUUCUUCAUAUUAUUAAUUUUACUAAGGGCUCACUCCCUGUGAAGUAUCUAGGUGUGCCUUUGAUCACAACUAAGCUUAAGGUUAUUCAUGACAUUGAAAGUCUUCUUAGAUCUUUUCUGUGGUCUGGGACUGAGUUGAAGAAGCAUAGUGCUAAGAUUGCUUGGAAGAAUAUAUGUAAACAUAAGAAUGAAGGUGGUCUUGGCUUUAAGGAUAUGGAGGAUAAGGGUCCCAAAGUUCCUUGGUCCAAACUGAUCUGGGGACCUCCAUUAAUUCCUAGGGUUAGUUUUGUUGUGUGGUUGGCCAAUAAUGAGAGGCUGAAUACUGGUGAUAGAUUACAAAUGUUUGGUCUUGUUCCUAAUCCUAGUUUCCAUUUCUGUCAAGCUCCUGAGUCGAACCACACCCAUCUCUUUUUUAGGUGUGCUUAUUCUUCUAGGAUUUGGGCUGCUGUCCAGACUAAGUGUAACACUAGCUGUCCUAAUUUGUCUUGGGUGGAGACUGUUGAUUAUGCUACCAAGACACUAAAAGGCAAAACCUUGCAAUCUGUAAUCAUGAAACUGUCCUCCCUUUGCACUGCGUACCAUAUUUGGAUGGAGAGAAAUAGUAGAAUCUUUCGUAAGGUAUCCAAACCUGAAGAGAUUGUUACUAACUCUAUUAUCCAAAUGGUUAGAGGUAGACUUCUUUCUAUGGAAAAUGUAACUAAUUCUGCAGCAAAUUUGGACUGGUCUUGUGGUGGGUUGAGUGAUGUGAGCCUAGAUAUUCUGUAUAUCAAAUGUGGGUUGAGGGAAGUUAAGGAAGUUAUCACGUACUCAUUCUCUCUGUGGGUUCUGUGUGAGGAUGUGAGUAGUGGGUCAAGUGAAUUCCGAUACUCAUCUAUUACUCUAUAUUGGGCAGGUAUAUCUGAUCAUGGUAUGGUGGAGUGGCGGUAG
Molecule: messenger RNA, 1182 nt
Organism: Camellia sinensis
Lineage: Eukaryota; Viridiplantae; Streptophyta; Magnoliopsida; Ericales; Theaceae
Source: RefSeq, a predicted model, not a curated record